AUAGGAGGAGGAAGAAAGAGAUUAAGGGGUGAGAGAGAAAAGAAAGCGCCGGCGACUCUCUCGCCGGAAAACCAAGGUAGGGAUUUUCCGGCGAGCGUUUGAUGAACGGUCAUCGCCGGCGAGGGAACAAAAAGAGAAUGGGCCGACGAUUGGUGACGUUCGAGGAGUUGCCGGCGUACCUGAAAGACAACGAGUUCAUCUUGGACCAUUACCGGUCGGAAUGGUCGGUGAAGGAUGCAUUGUUGAGCGUCUUCAUGUGGCACAACGAAACGCUAAAUGUUUGGACGCAUUUCGUGGGGUUUUUGAUAUUUGCGACCAUGGCGGUGCUCGGAGGUUGUCUCUCGAACAUGUUCAGUGCACCGGCGAUGGAAAAGCUAAUCAACGGUUCUCACCCUGCCACCACGGGAUUCCUGGAUUCGCAUUUGAGACACAUAUUGUCACCGUCCAUGAUUCAUGAGGUGAGCCUGAGAGAGGAUGUUGCAGAAACAAUUCCUACAUGGCCUUGGUUCGUUUUCUUAGCUGGAGGAAUGGGGUGCUUGGCUUUCAGUCCUCUUUCCCAUCUUCUGGCCUGCCACUCCAAACCCUUCAACCUGUUUUUCUGGCGUCUAGAUUAUGCAGGAAUAUCUCUUAUGAUAGUCUGCUCUUUCUAUGCUCCAAUUUACUAUGUUUUUUUCUGCAAUCCUUAUAUAAGGACACUCUAUUUGACCACAAUAUCUGUGUUUGGAGUCAUGGCCAUCGUUACCCUUCUUUCCCCCUCACUUUCUUCCUCUCGCUUUCGAUCCUUCAGAGCAACUUUAUUUCUCUCCAUGGGAUUUUCAGGAGUGGUUCCCGCUGUUCACGCUCUUGUGACCCAUUGGGAACACCCGCAUGUUGUUGUUGCACUCGGAUAUGAACUUGUAAUGGCCAUUCUAUAUGCCACCGGAGCUGUGUUCUAUGUUACUAGAAUACCAGAGCGAUGGAAGCCUGGGGCAUUCGAUAUUGCUGGCCACAGUCAUCAGAUUUUUCAUUUUUUUGUUGUUCUUGGGGCGCUUGCACACACUCUAGCCACACUACAAGUAAUGGAAUUUCGACGGGGGUCGCCCACCUGUGCAUUUUAA
Messenger RNA from Cajanus cajan (pigeon pea), 1097 nucleotides. Lineage: Eukaryota; Viridiplantae; Streptophyta; Magnoliopsida; Fabales; Fabaceae. The record is from RefSeq and is a predicted model, not a curated record.